CACUACAGGAAAAGUCAGAGGAUCACCAGAGUUUUUAGGAUUCAUCCUCUGGGUACCACUGAUAUCUGUAAUUAUUCGCAGUAUUUUGUGUGUGAUAAUUGUUUAGGUCAUUCGACUCUUUGGCACUUUAAGGUGUAUUGUUGUAUUUAACUGAUCCUUCAUUUUUAUGGUACUUGGUGUAUUUUGAUGUGUUAUUAGUGUGCUGUGUUGAAUAUCAUCCUGCCUGUCCUGUACUAUGAGUUCACCAAGACAAGUUCUUAACAAUCUUUGUUGUAGUGGCACUAAUGUUAACUCAACCAAACCAACCAUUUAAUGGCAAUCCAUCUAAUAGUAAAUAAUAAAAAGCUGUGGAGACAUUUCACAAAAAAACACUAAAUGUCAACUCUUAUGAUGGGAUCACCGAAAUCAUGAGAAUUGAUGUGAAGUCUGUACAAAAUUUUAUGGCAAUCCAUCAAAUAGUUCUUGAAAUAUUUCAAGAGCAUUUUCCCCACUAAGAUUUUCAAGGACUCAAACAGAUUUUCUUCCGCAAGCACAUUUUUUUAACCUUUAGACAAUGAUCCCCCCAUCAGUAUUCUUAAGUAAAUCUUUGAUUGAUUUGUUUUUUUCAAGAAGGAGUAUUGCAAUGUUUACGGACAUAUAUUGUACAGUAUCAACAGACAUGUACUUUGGUAUGAUGGAGUCAAUUAGCAAAUGAUUUAUUUUUCAAAUAAAAUAUGUUACUUGUCAGACUACUCUUACUCUAAAACGAUGAGUGAGCACUAACUGUCUGUUUGCAUUACCUUACAAAACAUUCACACAUUCUCUCAGCUGGCCACUAACCAACAGCAGUGUGGAAACGACUGGAGGCUCACUUUCAAACGAACAUCUUGUGUGCUUUGUGAUAUUUUCUGGAGCUUCACUCCAAAUUGGAAGUGUUGCAUCAUUUAUUUUGAAGAUGAAGUUUGAGAAUAUGCUGGCAGAGGUGGAUGGCUUUGGAAGAUUCCAAAUAAGGGCGAUCUUCUUGAUGGUAAUUCCCCGUGUGACUUUGCCUUUUCACUUUCUGCUGAAUAAUUUCAUAGCGGCUGUUCCCUCUCACCACUGCAACAUCAGCUCUCUGGAUGACGGAGGUGUUUUUAGGAAUUUAACCCAGGCGGAGAGGCUUGUUGUUAGCAUUCCACUCCAGGAGGAUGGGACUCCAAACUCCUGUCAGAUGUUUGCAGCGCCUCAGUAUCAUCUGCUGCUCAACUCCUCCAACAUUACUGACCUACCCACGGUGCCGUGUCAGACUGGAUGGGUUUACGAUAACACCACCUUCAAGUCUACUCUGGCCACAGAGUGGGAUCUGGUUUGUGAUAAGAGAAGAGUGAACAGAGCCACAGCCACUAUCUUCUUCAUGGGGGUCAUGCUUGGAGCAGCAGUAUUUGGCUAUCUUAGCGACAGGUUUGGCAGGAAAAGAAUGCUUCUGGUGUCCUACGUGACAACCACUUUCUUUGGAUUUGCAAGUGCUUUCUCUUCUAAUUUCUCCAUGUUUGCUGCCAUGAGGUUCUUUACUGGAUUUGGUAUUUCUGGAAUAAGUAUAAUCACCUUAGUCCUUUGUAUUGAAUGGGUGGACAUUAAGCAUCGCACUGCAGUUGGCGUUUUAUCGAGCAUGGACUGGAGUAUUUGUACUGCUCUGCUACCAGUUCUGGCCUAUUUUGUGAAUGACUGGAGGUACCUUACCGCUGCAGCAACCACCCCGCUGUUUCUGGCAAUGGUAACUUGGUGGUGGAUCCCUGAGUCUGCCAGAUGGCUGAUAAGUAAUGGAAAGGUCAACAGUGCUCAUUUUUACCUGAACAUGUGUGCAAAAGUCAACGGCAGAAAGAAGUUCAUGGCUGACCUAAAGCCUGAGAUCCUGUCCAAAGUAAUACUUGUAGAAGAUGAAAACAGAAAAUAUUCCUAUUUGGACCUUGUGAGGACCCCCAGAAUGAGGACACUGGCCCUGCUUACUGGCAUUGUGUGGUUUGGAGUGGCCUGUACGUAUUACGGAAUCAGCUUGAAUGUCACUGGAUUUGGUGUAAAUAUUUAUCUCACACAGUUCAUCUAUGGCGCAAUUGAAAUUCCAGCAAAAGCCUUCAUCUUUUUGACCUUACACAAAAUUGGCCGAAGGUUGAAUCAGGCUGGAACGCUCAUUCUGACUGGACUGUGUAUAUUCUGCAACAUGUUUAUCCCACAAGAUAAGGGGCUGUUCCGGACAGCUGUGGGAGCUUUGGGCAAGAUGUUCGCAGAGGGAGCUUUCACAACUGUAUUUCUGUAUACAACAGAGCUUUACCCCACAGUAAUGAGGCAAAAUGGAUUGGGUUACAGCUCCUUCAUGGCUCGUGUAGGCGUGUCUGUAUCCCCCCUGAUCAUGCUUCUUGAAGAAGUGUGGGGCCAUUUGCCAAGUACUGCUUUCUCCAUGGUGGCUUUUGCUGGAGGGCUGGCAGCUUGUUUUCUCCCUGAGACACAAAACGUCCGUCUACCAGAGACUAUUGAGGAUGUAGAACAGACAAGAAGAAGAUCAAUCUCCACAUCUGAAGAGAAAUCUCCACCAUAAUUGUUUUCUUAAUUGCAACCAAAAGACCCAUUAAGUUGAGUUGCAGGGAAUAUCAGUGGUGGUAAUAUGUUUUAACAAUAAAAGAAUAAACAAGCAAGUGUUUCUUAAAUAAACACAAGCUGUAUCAUUUUUUUCAGUAUAGUUUUUUAAUAAAUGUGAUCAAAUAUUUUACAGUA
This is a messenger RNA of Siniperca chuatsi (mandarin fish), 2727 nucleotides long. Its product is annotated as solute carrier family 22 member 7-like. The transcript is spliced from 10 exons. The record is from RefSeq and is a predicted model, not a curated record. NCBI's taxonomy places the organism in Eukaryota, Metazoa, Chordata, Actinopteri, Centrarchiformes, Sinipercidae. Gene Ontology annotation, molecular function: transmembrane transporter activity. Gene Ontology annotation, biological process: transmembrane transport. Bases 935 to 2551 code for a protein of 538 amino acids.